Molecule: messenger RNA, 2636 nt
Organism: Triplophysa dalaica
Lineage: Eukaryota; Metazoa; Chordata; Actinopteri; Cypriniformes; Nemacheilidae
Gene: ciarta
Product: circadian associated repressor of transcription a
Exons: 6
Coding region: 223-1305 (360 amino acids)
Biological process (GO): circadian regulation of gene expression; negative regulation of DNA-templated transcription
Cellular component (GO): nucleus
Molecular function (GO): RNA polymerase II cis-regulatory region sequence-specific DNA binding
Source: RefSeq, a predicted model, not a curated record
UAAAGUGACGCGAUAGCAGAACGUAAGAGAUUAUAAAACCCAAACACAUCCCAACGCUGCAGUUCACACGAUCACGACAUCGGGACACAGUCUUUCAAGCAAUAAACUACAAAAAACUAGUUAGUUUCAGGUAUACAAAUACUACAUUAGUUCUUAACGGUAUCGCGCAGGAACGUUGUUUUGGUAAUUUAACGACCCCGAAAAACGAUCCAGCAACAAGUAAUGCUGUCACCGGUAAGCCCUUCCAAAUGGCAAGUGCAAGACUUCUCAUCCACCGCCAGCCUCAUGUACAGUGAGAGUGACCAGACGGAAGAUGAAUCUGAGAUAUUCUCCUCUGAGGGCGAGUACACCUGCAGUCUGCCUGUUACAAAAAAAUCUCGUUUGGGCAAAAGGAGCAAACAAACUUCAAAAUCACCUCUGGAGUCUGUGGAUCAGGGAGACGUUUGUGUUGAAAACGGACGUCUGGGAGGUUCAUCAGUAUCUCCGGCAGUUCAGAGCUCCGCGUCAACAACAAAGAUUUCUACGGAAGGAGAUUUGAGAUUUGCAUGCAAAUGUUCAGAACUGCAUGGGUAUGUCAGGCCUCUCCUGGAGUUGUUAAAUGGAUUGAAAACUGGUCGAUUUGAAAAAGGGUUGAGCACAUUUCAGCAGAGCAUGGCCGUUGAGAGACUACGAAAGAUUCUGGGGGUUCUGCAGAAACCUGACCUCGGGGAUAAAUAUAUGGGGACUAUUCUACAGUUGGAGGUGUUGUUGAAGGCCUGGUUCCCUCAGGUGAUUCCACAACAUCAUGAUGGAACAUCAUCACUCCACAAUCCUAUGGCUAGGGUUCAACCACGUUGGAAUCAGGACCAGUUGCAUAUUCCUGUAAAGAAACGCAGAUUGAGCUGGUCAGAUUCCGAAUCGCAAAGUUCGCCAAGCUGCAAGCGCUUUCACGAGGAGGAACGAGGACAGAGCCUCGGUGACACCAGCUCGUGGCUCAGCAGCUCUGAAACCACCCCCAGUGACCUAGAAGAUGACAACGGCAUCUGUGCAAUUCGAAAGGAAAGGGCAUCUGAACUUGAACUCGCUGAAAAUGUUAGUGUCCACCCACUACAGCAGAAGACAGACUCCUUAAAUGUUGCCCCCGCAACGAGAACAACAGGAAAUCCACCUCCGCUUGUAAUUCCAACCUCAGCUAAAGAUGGCAGCAAUGUUGGUACCCAAGACUGUUCAGUGUCCUCCACAACUCCUACUUCCGACUCACCAGCAGACUCGGAGGUGGAUGAAAGAGAUCAGCUAUUGCAACACAGAGCUGUAGUAAAUCGGUGAAAGGGGGACCAAAAAAGUUAAUCACAAAUGUUAUCACGCAAAGCGUUAAGGAAUUUCCUUGCCUAAGGGAAUGAAUCAAUUGAACUAGCCUUUUCUAAAGCCUGUUGAUGGUCAGGCACUCAUUCACAAAGUGAAACAGUUAUUUUAUAACAGUCUGAUUUUACAUUCUUCUACUUAAAUGCACAUGUGGUAUUGUGAAAGAUUAUACACGUCCUAAAGGACCAGAACAGUGUCUUACAGAUGUGUUGACAUUCGCUGUUAUGAACCACUCUUCUGCACUGCCUUCUAUUUUAACACAAUAUCAUAUAUCUCUCCUAUAAAGAACAUCCAACCAAAAAAGCCAGACAUAUGCAAAAUAAUUUGCUGGUAAAAUGUGCUGAAGCUUGAUAUGUGUUGUGAUGAACCUGAGUGUUCUUUAAGCUGGAUGAAAAAUCCACCUCGACACAGGAUGAUUGGAAAAUGCAUUAUGUUGGAUAUUCUCAAGACAGUUGUAUUUAUUUGGUCAUUACUUGAAGACAGUGAAUUCACUUAAACGGCCUUAAAAUGACCCGUAGGAAGUCAGGAUUGUGGACUGUAGACCUUUAUCUAAACUUUAUAUUAUAUUUAUUAAGACUGAUUUUUAAGUCUCGGGAACAUCAAACGUUGUGAUACUUGGAUGUAUAACGUAUCGUUUGUAGAGCGCAAAUGGUAAUUUAUUGAAAACAUUCUUGUCAAAAACAGUUUGCACAUUUGUAUUGCUUCCAUGUUAAACUUUAAUUAUACGUAGGUUUGUUACAAAAUCUAUAGGUUUUAUUACAAGACAUCGGCACAAUUGGUUCCGUCUUGCUUGAAUUUUGAGUCUUGAAUUUUUGUGGAUCAAAGCAUUGUGUGACGUCACGCACUGUAAAGAGCACACUGCAUAGCUAUUGGAGGAUUUUGAGUUGAGAUGUAGAAAUUAUUUUAACAUUAAAGGACAGUAUUUAGUAGAAGUGUCGUGAAGAUCUUGCAUGAGAAACGUCCUGGGAAUAUCGACUUGAGACUUAUGUAGUAAAGUCAUUGUGCAGUUGAAUGAGAUACAAUAUAUAUAGCGUAUACUGUUGGAAUCUCACUAUUGAGAUUGGGUCUAAAAGGGAAAAGAGUUUAUGAUAAUGUAUUGUGAAAAAUGUGGAAUUCUAUUUAAGAAUGGUAAUAUUUUUUGCAGGAUACAACCACUUGUCAGACUGUUAAGCAUUACUUUUAUACUUUGUACUCGUUUGAUCUUUAUCCGAAACAUUUUUUCUUGUAAAGAGACAUGUUCGACUUUUCAAUAUCAUUAAAGGUUUCGUAUGGCCUGCAUUGCCAUGUUCUGCAAA